Messenger RNA from Paramisgurnus dabryanus, 1820 nucleotides. RefSeq lists its product as uncharacterized. Lineage: Eukaryota; Metazoa; Chordata; Actinopteri; Cypriniformes; Cobitidae. The record is from RefSeq and is a predicted model, not a curated record.
CCGGAAGUUGCGUAGCAGUCAUAUGCUAAUAUUUACCUAUACACAAACGUCGCGCUCUGUGGAGGUGAACCGCAAACUGCUUCUCAGUCCUCGACACUCACGAGUUUUGGUUGUUUUGUGGAGUUUUUAAUUCGGUCCCUAUUUACAGUGCAAGUAUGGACAGCAAGUGGGCCUACACCAGACGUAAUAUCAUUAGGAAAAGGGCUGUUAGAACAAGAGUCAAUAAGAUGUUUGAAUCUUUGGGGAAAGAGAUUAAUUCUCCACCUGAAUCAAAAGUUGAAGCAGGCAGCAGCGUUCAGUCACAGUGGCAUCAGGAAACGCCCAACUUCCAGACAAAAAGCCUCUCAUGCUGUGAUCCAUUCAUAAAAUCGCUUCUUAUUGAAGUGGUAAGAAACCAAGAAAUUCUUAUGGAGCAACAGAGGAGCAUCAUAGAGAUGGUUCAGGAUCUCCAGGCAAACAAUGUCAGAGAGAUCACAGACUUUGAAGAGGACCCUUUAAAUCAAAGCUGUUUUCCAAUUGAAGACCUCAGUUCAUUAAUUGAGCUUGAAAACGAUCUCCGAUCGUGUCCAGAAACCAGACGAAAAGUGGUACUUGAACUUGGAUUGUUGGGUGGUGUGGAUGUGAAGGACACAGUUUGGCGAAUAAUGAAAAUGGCAAUAAAAAACGACUUUGCCAAAACUGUGAACUGGAAAGGUGUUAAUGGGAAAACACCUUUCCAUAAUUUGGAGUUUAAGAGUGUUGUGAUUGAUGCUGUAAGAAGAAAUCCCUCGUGUACACAGGCAACUGAGCUGGAGGUUGAAAAUGUUAUUAAACGUUGGUUUCAUCUGGCUGGUGACCGUGAGGGUGGAAGAAAAAAGCGAAUGCAGUUGCAAAAUGUUAAAGCAGAAAACUCAUUUUCAGUUGUGAAUCUGGAAUAACUAAGACAAAAUACUUGCACUUAACAUGAAAGAAAGAAAAAUGGAUCAGUAUCUCAUCUUUUUCACAUUGUAUUUUUUGCAACACGUUUGCACAUCUGUAAAUAUUUUGUAUUUAACCAGUUUUGCUCAAUAUUUUAUUUCAUCUUAUCUAUGCACUACACUUUGAAUUUGCUUGUUUUGUUUUUCCAAUUAAACAUUUCACAUAUGAGUAUAUAACAGUUGCAAUGUAGAUUCCGGUAUAAUAUUGAUCCUACUAUGUCUGGAUAAGCUGGGGGUGAGUUCAGGGGUAAGGUGAUAGUUUGGCUCUUUUUUUGGAUUCUGCAUUAUUAGUAGCUUUCUAUACGAAACUUCACUUAUCCUGCAUUUUUAAAUAACAUACUUUUACAUACAAAAUACUUAAGGAUGUUUAUUUAAUUUCAGUACAUAUCCUUAAUGCUUUACUAGUGGUAUUUUAUUGUUUUAUUUAGGUUUAGUAAAUUAUUAAGUCAUUCAUUUUAGUCUAUUUUACUCUUGCAUGUUGAUACAUAUUUUGUUUAAACAUUUUAAUCUUAAAUGCAACAGAUUGUUUGUAAUCUAUUAGCAAACAUCUUAAAUCUGGUGUUUUCUGAAAUUGUAGGCUUGCAUCAAAAGAUCCUAGGUUUGAAGAAUCUUGAUGAAGAGCUUUUAGAAUGUUUGUAAAAUGAUCUGUUUUUGAUGUUACUGUGUUGUUCAGACUGUUAUCAAUUUCUUUGUUUAAAAUACUGAAGGAUUUAACUGUUUUUGUACAUGUAGUAAGACUGGACAUAAAGAUUUGGACAAAAAAAGGUAGAUGAUAGUUAAUGGCCCACAUUCAUUCAGUUUGGAUUCCCAUUUAGUAACAAGCUGCCUUAAGAAAAUAAAUCAGAAAUGUUCCUUUUUAACUUU